AUGCUCUCCACCGUGGAUGGCCAGAGCGGAGGAAGCAACGGAGGAGGGAACAGUGCAGCGCGCAGCACUGGCAAUGGGCUGCUGGGGAAUCCUGCUGGAGGCAGUGGCGGCACGUUGGGAGGCGGCAGCACAAGGUCCUUCAGCACCCUGGGGGGAACCACUGGCGGUGUCACCUCUGUGCAAGGAGGCACCACUGGUGGCAGUCGCAUUGGCCCCAUCCCGCAGGGAGAGGUGUCGACCAUCAGGACGUCCAGUCAGUUCAGCGCUGCUCAAAACGGCGUGCUGGGUGGCGGAGGGAACAGCAACGCCGGCGGCGGUGUGCUCGGGGGUGGCAACACGAAUGGCGGGGGAAAUGACAAUAAUAGCGGUGGCGGCAAUGACAACAACAAUGGCAGCAACAACGAUAGCGGCAACAGCAAUAACAACAACGAUGGGCAGCGGAGCCGCUCCCUUGAUUCCAGGGGUGGAUAUGUCUACAACAACAGGUACUGGUGGAGGGGCGGCUACUGGGAUGGAGCCUGCUACGCAUGUGGAAUCUGGCGCAGUGAUAAUGCCGGCUAUCCCACCUGCCCUGCCUGCCAGUACUUUGACCCAGAUCAGCGCCUAUGCAUCACCGUCCAAGACUGCCCCAACACCUGA
Molecule: messenger RNA, 639 nt
Organism: Coccomyxa subellipsoidea C-169
Lineage: Eukaryota; Viridiplantae; Chlorophyta; Trebouxiophyceae; Coccomyxaceae
Exons: 4
Coding region: 1-639 (212 amino acids)
Source: RefSeq, a predicted model, not a curated record